AUGUCAGGCCAUGCAGAGUCUGCCGUGCGGCCAGAACCCGACCAGGUGCUUCAAGAUAUUGCGGAUUACGUCCACAACUACAAGAUCGAGUCGGAUUUGGUCUGGGAAACCGCUAGACUCUGCUUGAUCGAUACGAUUGGAUGCGGGCUGGAAGCGCUCCGAUUCGAGGCUUGUGCGCGACUUCUUGGACCAGUUGUCGAAGGCACCGUCGUUCCAAACGGGACGCGGGUACCUGGUACCAACUACCAGCUAGACCCAAUCCGUGGGGCGUUCAACAUUGGAACCCAGAUACGCUGGUUGGACUUCAACGAUUGCUUCCUCGCCGCGGAAUGGGGUCACCCGUCCGACAAUUUAGGAGCCAUCCUUGCGGUUGCCGACCACCUUGCCCGUAAGGGCGAACCAUUGACUGUCCGCGAUAUCUUGGAGGGCAUGAUUAAGGCACAUGAGAUUCAGGGCGGACUUGCACUCCUGAAUUCAUUCAACCGUGUUGGCCUUGACCACGUUGUCCUCGUCAAAGUUGCGAGCACCGCCGUUGUCUCCAAGCUCCUUGGUUUGAACCGCGCCCAAACUAUCGAUGCCAUUUCCCAGGCAUGGGUGGACGGCCAGUCUUUGCGCACGUACAGACAUGCGCCCAACACCGGUUCGCGCAAGUCUUGGGCAGCUGGAGAUGCCUGUUCCCGGGCCGUCAAUCUCGCCUUACUGGUGAAGAAGGGUGAGAAGGGCCUACCUUCGGUCUUGACGGCGAAGACCUGGGGCUUCUAUGACGUCCUCUUCAAGAGCAAGCCUUUCGAAUUCCAGAUGCCCUACUCAAGCUACAUCAUGGAGAACGUGCUCUUCAAGAUCUCGUAUCCGGCGGAGUUUCACGCUCAGACUGCCGUCGAGGCUGCGCACAUUCUUCACAACAAGCUGAAGGCUAUAGGCAAGACGAGCGACGAUAUCAAGAGCAUCCGCAUCCGCACCCAGGAGGCUGCCAUGCGUAUCAUCAACAAGCGCGGUCCACUUGACAACUUCGCUGACCGAGACCACGACAUCAACUACAUGGUGGCCUACCCCUUGAUCUUUGGUGAACUCACUUCGGAGUCCUACACGGACGCCGCUGCCGCAGAUCCACGUAUCGAUGCUCUCCGCGCAAAGAUUACCUGCGUGGAGGAGAAGCCCUACAGCGUCGACUACCACGACCCGUCGAAGCGGUCGAUCUCGAAUGCAUUGCUCGUUGAGCUCAACGAUGGCACGGUGCUCGACGAGGUCGAGGUCGAGUACCCUGUCGGCCAUAAGCGCCGACGGGCUGAAGGAACUCCGCUGCUGCUCCAGAAGUUCAAGAACCACAUCGCACCGCACUUCGACCAGACUCAACAGUCUAAGAUCCUGGAGGCCGUCAACGACUCCCCUUCCCUCUUCAAGAUGCCUGUUGACAAGUUCACCGAUCUGUUCGUGAAGGCGUAG
Messenger RNA from Rhodofomes roseus, 1443 nucleotides. RefSeq names its product 2-methylcitrate dehydratase. NCBI's taxonomy places the organism in Eukaryota, Fungi, Basidiomycota, Agaricomycetes, Polyporales, Fomitopsidaceae. The record is from RefSeq and is a predicted model, not a curated record. The transcript has 6 exons. Bases 1 to 1443 code for a protein of 480 amino acids. Gene Ontology annotation, molecular function: 2 iron, 2 sulfur cluster binding; 2-methylcitrate dehydratase activity. Gene Ontology annotation, cellular component: mitochondrion.